This is a messenger RNA of Ictalurus furcatus (blue catfish), 1665 nucleotides long. RefSeq names its product UDP-galactose-4-epimerase (gene gale). NCBI's taxonomy places the organism in Eukaryota, Metazoa, Chordata, Actinopteri, Siluriformes, Ictaluridae. Bases 522 to 1571 code for a protein of 349 amino acids. Gene Ontology annotation, biological process: beta-D-galactose catabolic process via UDP-galactose, Leloir pathway. Gene Ontology annotation, molecular function: UDP-glucose 4-epimerase activity. The record is from RefSeq and is a predicted model, not a curated record. The transcript has 11 exons. Gene Ontology annotation, cellular component: cytosol.
AACGAGCGUUUCGAUAUUCAUAUAAACUCGCCGUAAACACACGGUAAGGUACAAAAUGAGUUGACGUGAUUUCCACAGUACAUAUACGCUUUAUACGUCCAUGCACGUGUAUAUAUUUAAUACAAAUGGUUUUAAAGGUCUUUAAUUCAGUCAUUGUGUCGUGGUAUCUCUCCGCCCCGUGUAGGCCACGCCUCCCAGAAUGCGAACGUUUGGAAGGAAAUAGUCGCAGAAGCGACGUGGCUGAUGAUACAGUUCGAGUUUGAACUUUAAUCGCGUACGUUUGGACUCGGUACUUUGGAUUUCGAGCGAACGGAGUGCAAUAGCAGCUAAAGAAGUAGUUUAACACCAGAAGAACUUUUAAGUUCAUUUUUGUUCUCGCCUCGCCUCGCCUCGCCGAGUCGUAAACUGGUUCCGUGGGUCGGCUUCCGUGCGUACACGUCUACAGAGCGCGGAGUGUGAAGGGAUGGGAUUUUGACGUGACGACUAUAAAAAGGCCACGUUGUUCACCUGAGGCUGCCAGCAUGGCACAGAAGGUGCUUGUGACAGGGGGAGGGGGUUAUAUAGGCAGCCAUUGUGUGGUGGAGUUGAUCGAGGCGGGAUACCAGCCUGUCGUCAUCGACAACUUCAGCAACGCCGUACGAGGAGAAAACGAGCUCCCCGAGAGCCUGCGCAGGAUAGAGACGUUUCUGAACACCAAGAUUGAGUUUCAGGAGCUGGACCUGCUGGACAAACCAGGCCUGGAGAAAAUCUUCAGCCAGAACUCGUUCUACGCCGUGAUGCAUUUUGCCGGGCUGAAAGCUGUGGGGGAAUCGGUGGAGCAGCCGCUACGCUACUACAGAGUGAAUCUCACGGGGACCAUCAACCUGCUGGAGGUGAUGCAAGCCCAUGGGGUGCAUAAUAUAGUGUUCAGUAGUUCGGCAACAGUGUACGGCGAUCCUCAGAAACUCCCCAUCGACGAGCAGCACCCGGCUGGAGGCUGUACAAACCCUUACGGCAAAACCAAGUUCUUCAUCGAGGAGAUGAUCCGGGACCAGUGCAAUGCAGAAAAGGACUGGAAUGCCGUGUUGCUCAGGUACUUCAACCCCAUUGGUGCUCACACCUCGGGCCAGAUUGGUGAAGAUCCUCAGGGAAUCCCAAACAACCUUCUACCAUAUGUUGCCCAGGUUGCCGUCGGGAGACGAAAGCAUCUCAGCGUGUUUGGAAAUGACUACAAGACGAUCGAUGGAACAGGCGUGAGAGACUACAUUCAUGUGGUGGACUUGGCAAAGGGACACAUUGCAGCCCUGAAGAAGCUGAAGGACGGCUGUGGCUGCAAGGUGUAUAACCUGGGUACAGGUACUGGCUACUCGGUGUUACAGAUGGUGAAGGCUAUGGAGAAGGCUUCAGGAAGAGAAAUUGCAUACGAGAUCGCCCCCCGGAGGACCGGAGACAUCGCCUCAUGCUAUGCAGACCCUCGCCUGGCAGAGGAGGAGCUCGGCUGGAAGGCAGAUUUUGGCCUAGAGAGGAUGUGUGAAGACUUGUGGCGCUGGCAAUCCCAGAAUCCCACGGGCUUCAGUAACGGCACGGUGUAACGAAACGGAAACAUGCAGACGUGACGACCAGCUGAAAUGAAUCUCGAAUGAAGCAGAGCCAUGAACCUCCUCCUUUUUUUUUUUUUUUUUUUUU